CCCCUAGAAUUGUUCUAUAGGUUAAAAAAAUACAUUUUGUGAAGUUUCGUGAUUGUCCAAUGAUUUUUUCACGUGCCGCAGAAGGGUUGAAAUUUAAUAAAUUGGGGUAAAAAUUAGUUUUUUACGUAUAACUUGUUAAAUUUUACUUGAAUCAAAAAAAUUUACUGAAUAAAAUUUGUUUAAAAAUGUAUUUCCUAUAAAAUAUGUUAUAUUAUUUUUUACUCUAUAUUGCAUAUUUAAUUGAAUAAUCAAUAAAACACAUAAAUAUGCCGAUUUUUCCCGAUUCUAAUUUUUUGCGUAAUUCAGUCUUUAUUAGCGUAAUCGACAAAUUUUUACAAAAUCUAUAUAAAUUAUAAAAUUUAGAUGUAAAAAUUAUGCACAAAUAUUGUUUAGUAAAAUAUUUUCUAAUUCUAAAUCUUAGUCUUUCCUACGAAUAAGUACAUUGUACAGCGUAAAAGUGGUUUAAAAAUCAAUCACUAACAUUAUGAUUUUAAUCUAGUUUGGGAAUUUUUUUACAUCAAGCUGUUUGUAUAAAUGUGGACUUUGUUCUGUCAUCUUAUACCGAACUAAAGCAUACGUUGAAAUCGUUUCGUUUAUUACGAUAACAUUAUUUUACUGUUAUUGUGAUAUCUCUUAUACAAUUUUAUUAAAAUUGCUAUUUCUAGUUUUAGUUCUAAAUCUGUUAGAGUUUUUUUUAUUUUGUAAUUCUUUUAAUAAUGGACACUAGAUCAAGGGACAAAAUUUACUUAAUUAAUUAUGAUGAAAAUCAAAUUGUCGGAUCAAAGUUGCCAUCAAAUAUUCAAGUAUUAAGGGUACUUUUUUACAAUAUGAGGAAAGUAAAAUUAAACUUACGAACCAGUGCUCAUUUGGUUAUUAAAGAAGUUGAAGUAUUCUGGGAGAAAGGAAGAAUACCAGUCAGAAAAUUUCAAAGGAGCAUCGACAAAUUGGAGUCACUGUAUUCAGAAUGGAGAAAUUUGAACAAAAGCUCUAAAAGGACAUCGUUGAACCACGAAAAUAAGGAAAAGGAUUUCAUUGGAAAAUUUAACGAAUUGUUCGAUAUUUCACAUGCAAAUGCCAUGGAAAUGAUGACUAUUGAAGAAGAUAAAUUAUUUUUGAUCUGUCAACGAGAUAAGGAAAGAAAAGGUUGCAUGGCUAGUUCAGAUUAUAACUUAUAUUUACAGGAAAAACAUGAACAAACACAAAAAAUUUUGAAAGAACAAAGAGAUUUGAAACUUCAAAAAUCUCAAUUUAUGUCCAAUGAGGUAGCUAUUUUAGACAGUAGUACAAGUAGUAUAAGUAGUAAUGAAGAAGCCAACAUGUCUUGUGAUGUUUCCGAAUCUAAUUUCAAUGAUGAAAAUGAACCUGGACCAUCCUGUUCAAAAAGAAAAAGAGGCAAACGACAGUUUAUUACAUCAAAACUUGUUGCCGCUUUUGACAAAUGUAAGGUAAGUGAUAGAGAUGCCGUACACUUGUUAAUAGCAACUAUAGAGGCUCUAAAUUUAGAUCCUAGUGAGUUGGUUAUUAACCGAACUUCUAUUCACCGUUGUCGUGAACUUCUAAGGACCGAACACGCACAAAAAAUUUUUGAGAAGUUUCAUGAAAAAAAUAUUAGAUCAGUUACUGUUCAUUUCGAUGGCAAAUUAUUGCCAUCACUAACUAGUAAUGUAAAAAUUGAUAGGCUACCUGUACUUAUAAGUUUCAAUGGUAAUGAGCAACUUCUUGGCGUUCCUUUUAUUAAAUCAAGUACAGGAAGAGAACAAGCUUCAGCAAUUCAUAGUUUAUUAGUAGAAUGGGAUAUUGAAAAUAAAGUUCAGGCUAUUUGUUGCGACACAACAGCCUCUAAUAUGGGGAGAUUACAAGGUGCUUGUAUUAUUUUAGAGCAAUACCUCGAAAGGGACCUUUUAUACUUACCAUGUAGGCACCACAUAUUUGAAAUAGUUUUAAGAAGUGUAUUUGAUCAAAAAAUUACUUUAUUUAGUGGACCAAAUAUACCACUGUUUAAAAAAUUUCAAAAAAGUUGGCCACAGAUUAAAAACUGUACAAUAAAUCCAGGUUUAGAAGAUAUUAUGGUUAAAACACAAUUAAACGGUUUAGAAAAUGAAUUAAUUUCGUUUCUAAUGGAAAAAAUAAAAAUUAAUCAACCAAAAGAAGACUAUAGAGAACUUCUUAAUUUGGCAAUUAUUUUUCUUGGCGGUGAUCAUUAUACAAAUAUUUCUAUUAGAUCUCCUGGNACCAAAUAA
Messenger RNA from Daktulosphaira vitifoliae (grape phylloxera), 2240 nucleotides. RefSeq lists its product as uncharacterized. The record is from RefSeq and is a predicted model, not a curated record. Lineage: Eukaryota; Metazoa; Arthropoda; Insecta; Hemiptera; Phylloxeridae. The transcript is spliced from 2 exons. Bases 717 to 2240 code for a protein of 507 amino acids.